AUGGUUGUUGGUCUCUCAUCCUCCAAAGGCAUCUUGGCUUUAUUAAAUGAGACCGAUGCCGAUGUAAUUCAGUUUGCCCUCAAACGUCUGCUGGAGCUGGUGGACACCUACUGGUAUGAGAUUAGUCCCGAUCUCCCGUUGAUUGAAGAGCUUCACGAGUCGUGUGAUCUCUCUGAGGAGACUCGAAUGCUUGCCGCUCUUGUUGCCUCUAAUGUUCAUUUUCAUCUUGGUGCCUACAAUGAUUCCGUACACUUUGCGCUUGAGGCCGGGACCGCAUUCAACUACAUGGAGCGCUCACUCUUUACCGACACCAUUUUAAGCUGCUGCAUUGAUCAGUUUGUGCAGUAUCAAGAGCAGCCGGAGGAGACUCGCGGCAAGCUCGAUCCACGCCUUGACAGCCUUUUUACUGCCCUGACCAAUAAAUGGAUCUUGCAGGAGGGGACACCCGUGCGGGAACUUGUCGGUUUCACCAUUCGUGCUCGCUGCCUUGAUUUUUUGGAGAAGGUCCUCCGCCAGGACAUCGCCCUCACGAAGUCUGCUGCCAUUCUGAACUACACCUUUGACUUGGCCAGUGUUAUGCUUCGUGAUAUUGGCUUUCGAGGGAAAAUAUUGCGUCUUCUGGCGGAUCUGUAUGCCCAGGGAGGUCUGAGCACCAUCGACUACUUUUCCCGUGCACAGUGUCUCUUAUUCCUUGGUGACUCGGAGUCCACGACACGACUUAUAACCGACUUGAUGCAGGCCAAUGACAAGGCGACAGCCUACCAACUUGCAUUUGACCUGUACGAAUAUGGAAACCAGGAGUUUCUUUCUGCGGUUGUGGCGGCACUUGAAAGGGAGGCGGCAGAGAUUCCCCACCCAGGCUUGACGUCAUCUCCACCUGAGAAUGAAGGAGAAGAGACCUCGACAAAAGAAGUUGAUACCAGCAAUCUCUCCGAUGUACACCAAAAACUCCUUGCCGUUCUUACAGGGGAAACUUCCGCCUCUUUUUACCUGAAGUUUCUUUAUGCCCAAUGCAAUGCAGACAUCCACAUUCUCAAUCACAUCAAACAAUCGAUUGAUGCUAAAAAAUCUGUGCCUCACAACGCCACUGUAAUUGCUCACGCUCUUAUGUACAGUGGAACCACCAUUGAUGCAUUUCUACGAGGCAACAUGGAAUGGCUAGCUCGGGCAAAUUAUUGGGCCAAAUUUGUUGUUACAGCCUCCAUUGGCGCCAUACACCGAGGACACAUUGAUGAAGGACUUGCUGUGGUGGACCCUUAUCUUCCAAAGGAAGGUGUGGGACUGCUUCCGUAUCAAGAAGCAGGCGCCCUUUAUGCACUAGGCCUCAUUCACGCUCCUGUUGGUGUAACUAGAAACCGAAAAACGAUUGAUUACCUUAAAAAUGUGUUAAGGAAAUACAGUACGAGUGAGCAAAUGAUUCAUGGUGCCUCGUUAGGUAUCGGUCUUGCAGCAAUGGGACUGAAAGAUGAGGAGCUUUUUGAUUCUCUUUUUGCUUGCGUCAGCGGCUGUGACGCCGUCGCAAGUGAGGGCGCCGCUCUUGGCAUUGGACUACUCAUGAUGGGAAGCGGGAACCGGGGCGCCAUUCAGAGUAUGCGAGCACUGGCGUCUGAGGAUAAUCAGAAAGAAAAGACCAUCCGAGGUAUUUCCAUGGCCAUGGCGCUUAUGAUGCUUGGUCGAGAAGAUGAGUGCUGGGCCGUGGCGAAUGAGCUUCUGGAUGACUCUGAUCCAUGGGUGCGUUUAGGGGGUUGCUUCAUGCUUGGUUUGGGGUAUGCGGGGGCAGAGAAUACGAAAGUACUGGAACGUUUGCUGAGUGUGGCAGUCAAGGACACCUCCGAUGACGUUAGACGCAACGCCACCACCAUGAUUGGGUUCCUUACUAUAAAAGAUCCAGCGCUUUGUUUAGAGCUUACCCGUGUCCUGGUUGACAGUUACAAUCCACAUAUACGCUACGGUGUGGGAAUGGCAUUGGCAGUGGCGGCUGCGGGAACAGGUGAUUCCAGCGUAAUUGAAGUUCUCUGGACUUUAAAGGACGAUUUGGUGGAUUUUGUCCGUCAAGGGGCAUACAUUGCGCUUGCCAUCGUCAUGGUGCAGCUGACGGAGGCGGAAGAGCCGAGGGUGAAGGAACUUCGUGAGAUUUUCAGCAAAAAAAUUGCCGGUCGCAAAGAAGACAUGUGCUCAAAAUUUGGAAGCAUCAUUGCCACUGGCCUUUUGGAUGCUGGAGGUCGCAAUUGCACCUUUUCCCUGCACCGUCAACGCCAUCGCUUGGAUAAGGCCGUGGCUGGCAUGUUUGUAUUCCUGCAACACUGGUACUGGUUCCCAUACCUUCUGAUGAUCACACUGGCAAUGCGACCUACCUGCUUCAUUGGCCUGAAUGACAACUUGGACGUUCCGGAGUAUACUUUUAAAUCAAAUGCACCAGCGAGCCGCUUUGCACUUCCCAAGAGCGUUCUUGCAGAGAAGAAGGAAGCCAAAGCGGCUUCCGUGAAGGCGGUUGUUCUGUCCACAACGAAGAAGGAGGAGCAAUUUCAUCGGCUCAAGCGGAUGAGCGGCAGCGGCAGGGCACAUGAUGCUGCGGAGGCUGUAGCUGCUUCAAAAAACGCAGCCGCCGCUGAACCAGCACUCACACCGUUAGGGGCGGAGACGGAGAAGAAAGAGCCAGAACCAUCUUUUGAGCUCCUGAAAAACCCGACCCGUGUAACGUCCCGACAGUUCGCUGUGAUCUCUCACGAUGUGGAUGGACGCUACGUGCCACUUAAACCUUACCCAACGGGUAUCUGUCUGCUGCGCGAUACAAAGCCCUCAGACGGCAAGCAGAAGAUUGUGAGUGAAGUGGGCUGGAACAGCGCCGACGAUGCACCGCCACCGGAGCCGUUUACAUGGCCAUGA
This is a messenger RNA of Trypanosoma cruzi, 2886 nucleotides long. Its product is annotated as proteasome regulatory non-ATPase subunit 2, putative. Gene Ontology annotation, molecular function: enzyme regulator activity. The transcript has a single exon. The record is from RefSeq and is a predicted model, not a curated record. Lineage: Eukaryota; Euglenozoa; Kinetoplastea; Trypanosomatida; Trypanosomatidae. Gene Ontology annotation, cellular component: proteasome regulatory particle, base subcomplex; proteasome storage granule; nucleus. Gene Ontology annotation, biological process: proteasome-mediated ubiquitin-dependent protein catabolic process; regulation of protein catabolic process. The coding region runs from base 1 to 2886 and encodes 961 amino acids.